AUGGCAGCUGCAGAUGGAAUGCAAGCAUUUGUUGAAACAACAAUUCCCAAAACAUCUGAUGAAAUAGAUGAACAACAAAGUGAUAUUAUACGGCAAUAUUUAUCAAAAAAGACAGCAUGGAUUAGUCCAAAUGAAGAACAAUUUGAUGCACUUAUUAACUUUCUUAAAAAGCGUCUCGAUGAAGGACACGGUGAAACUAUUCUUGAAAUUGGAACCGAAGUUACUAGUAGUGAAUCACCAGGUUUAUUGCGUGAAGAAAUGGAAGCAUCAAUUGCUACACUUAAAAGUAUGCAAGCACUACUUGAUUGUGAAAUUGAAUUGUUAAGAGAAAAAUCAUUGUCGAAUAAAACACGCUUUCUAAAUGAAUAUCUUAUACGAAAACAUAUCGACGAAGAAGACUUUAUGGAAGUGAGAGUAGCUGUUACUGGUAAUGUUGAUGCUGGUAAAUCGACGUUACUUGGUGUAUUAACUCAUAGUAUAUUGGAUGAUGGUCGUGGUAUUGCACGACAAAAAUUAUUUCGACAUAAACAUGAAAUGGAGACUGGAAGGACAUCGUCUGUUGGAUGUGAUAUUCUUGGUUUUGACACCCAUGGUGCUAUUAUUAAUAGACCAGAUGUACAUGGCAAUCAAUCGUUGAAUUGGACAGAGAUUUGUCAGAAAUCAGCUAAAGUACUGACUUUUAUUGAUUUAGCUGGACAUGAAAAAUAUCUAAAAACAACUGUAUUUGGUAUGACAGGAUAUGCUCCUGAUUAUGCGAUGUUAAUGAUUGGUGCUAAUGCCGGUGUAAUUGGCAUGACGAAAGAACAUCUUGGCUUAGCACUUGCUCUUGGUGUUCCUGUUUUUGUUAUUGUUACUAAAGUUGAUAUGGCUCCUGCGAAUGUUCUGCAGGAAACCAUGAAACUUCUACAGAAAAUACUUCGUUCAUCGGGCUGUCGAAAAAUUCCAUUAUUAGUACAAAAUAAUGAUGAUGUAAUCACAUGUGCAACGAAUUUCACAUCGGAACGUUUAUGUCCGAUAUUUCAAAUAUCGAAUGUAACAGGAGAAAAUUUAGAUUUAUUAAAAAAAUUUCUUAAUCUAUUAUCAACACGAAUGGAAACAUGUCAAGAUGAACCAGCUGAAUUCCAAAUAGAUGAUUUAUAUGUCGUAUCUGGAGUAGGCGCAGUUGUUAGUGGUACAACAUUAAAAGGCAUCAUUAAAAUUGGUGAUAAUCUACAAUUAGGACCUGAUCCAUUAGGACAAUUUAAAACCGUUCAAAUCCGAGGUAUUCAUCGUAAACGAAUGCCAGUUGACAAAUGUCGAGGUGGUCAAACAGCAUCAUUCGCUUUGAGAAAAAUAAAAAAAUCCGAACUUCGUAAGGGUAUGGUUCUUUUAUCUCUAGCCAUACCACCUGUUUCCUAUUGGGAAUUCGAAGCUGAUUUGCUUAUUCUGCAUCAUCCAACAACCAUUGGUGUUAAAUAUCAAGCAGUGGUUCAUUGCGGUAGUAUUCGUCAAACAGCAACAAUUGUUUCGCUGCCUGUUGAGAACUUACGAACAGGUGAUCGUGCCAAUGUUAUAUUUCGUUUUGUAAAAUCACCUGAAUAUCUUCGUCUGGGUAUGAAACUCAUCUUUCGCGAGGGACGCACAAAAGCUAUUGGUAGUAUAUCGAAACUUACUCCAUAUGUUGCUGCUCAAACAACUGGAAAUCGAAUAAAAACAAAACUACACACAACAGUAGAUCAAUAA
Molecule: messenger RNA, 1722 nt
Organism: Rotaria socialis
Lineage: Eukaryota; Metazoa; Rotifera; Eurotatoria; Philodinida; Philodinidae
Source: the annotation of a GenBank genome assembly